This is a messenger RNA of Gasterosteus aculeatus aculeatus (three-spined stickleback), 6278 nucleotides long. It is a transcript of the gene dnmbp, whose product is annotated as dynamin binding protein. NCBI's taxonomy places the organism in Eukaryota, Metazoa, Chordata, Actinopteri, Perciformes, Gasterosteidae. Gene Ontology annotation, biological process: intracellular signal transduction; cilium assembly. Gene Ontology annotation, molecular function: guanyl-nucleotide exchange factor activity; protein binding. Gene Ontology annotation, cellular component: cytoplasm. The record is from RefSeq and is a predicted model, not a curated record.
GUGGCGUUGUUGUGCGUCGGCAUGGAGCGCAAAGCGACCCGCCUGCGCCGCGCGCCCCGACCGUGUGAUGACAGCUGAUUCUACCGAGACGGACGGAGCCGCCGGGACGCACUCACGCUGUCAACGCGAGGCAAUAAGAAAAAAACCAACGACUUUAUUUCCGGGAACAAUGACGCGUCGGGAGGUGUGAGCUGCUGCAGAGAAAGUUGAGUCGCGGAGGGGGGGAAAAAAGCGCCUCCGCCGACCCGCCGUCGGGCUGAAGAAGUUGGAUUUCUCGUCUUGACUGCUGGAUUUCCUCAUUUUCCUCAGGACUCUUUUUUUUUUAGGUUAUGAGUGAUGGAAGCAGGAUCGGUGGUGCGUGCAGUUUUUGAGUUUCUGCCAAGCGUCUCCGAGGAGCUGCCACUCUUCACCGGCGACGUCAUCGAGGUGCUCAGUGUCGUGGACGAGUUUUGGUUGCUCGGCAACAAAGAUGGCAUCACAGGUCAGUUUCCCAGCACCUUUGUGGAGGAGGUUACCAUCCCCAGCAUCAAGCCCGGAGAGACACUCUUUGUGUGCACCAAUGAUUUCAGCUCAGCAGAGCCGGGCAACUUGUCCCUGAAGAGAGGCGAUGUGAUAGUUGGAGAGGCCGGAGGGCCCGCGGAACUCGGGGAAUCCUGGCAGCGAGGUUGUAAUGCCUGGGGCAUCCGAGGUCUCUUCCCCACAUCAUGUGUGACGGAGCUGACCCUCUCGGGGCGCUCCAGGCAGCUGUCCGAGCGCUCGGCUCAGGCCCAGGCCUCGGAGCUCCCACCGUACGCCCUGGGCCAGGCCCGGGCCCUCAUGAGCCUCCACGCGCAGCUCAAUGAGGAGCUGGACUUCCGCGAAGGGGACCUGAUCAUCAUCACCGGCCGGCCCGAGCCGGGCUGGUUCCAAGGGGAGCUGGAUGGCCGCAGGGGCAUCUUCCCGGAGGGCUUUGUUGAGCUCCAGGGAUCCCUCCGAUCUCCUCAGGACUGCCAGUAUUUGACCAAUGAUACUGAAAAAUUUAGCUUUGAGGACCCUUACGAUGCAGAAGAGGGGGAAGAGGAGGAGGGUGUGGAAGCAGUAGAGGAUAUCGGUCGGGACAAAGAAGAACAGAAGGAGGUAGUAGAAGAAGAGGAGGAGGACGAGGACGAGGAGGGUGGUGUCUACGUCCUUGCUCUUUAUGAGUUUCGGGCCAUUGAACCAGGCGAGUUGGACUUUGACAUGGGGGAUCGCAUACGGCUUUUAAGGACUUUGGAGGACGGUUGGCUGGAGGGAGAGCUGCGAGGGCAACGGGGUAUCUUUCCUCAUCGUUUUGUCAAAAUCGAGGACGACGGGCAGAAAGCUGCUGAAGAAACAGAUGUUGUUGAACCAGAAGAAGACAAGGAGAACAGCUGUACUUCUGAAUACAGGUUGGGUCGUUCAUGUCCCAAUGGGUCCCAGAACGAUCCUAAAUGGAGGACAUACGAGGAUCAUACCGUGUGGGACCUGGACUACUUUGAGCGGACAGAGGAGCAGAGGUGGCAAAGUGAAAACAAAAGAACCGGAGCUCAAAUUGACGCAGGCGAGAGGCCCGACCCUCAGCCACGUAGACCCGUCGCACCUGCACAGAAAGGGCCUGAAAGACCCAAAUCCACACCUCCUGCCCGGCCCAAACUCCCCGCUCGGCCUAGCCCGCCUGCGGGCACCCACGGGCGCCAGGGCCCUUCAUCCGGCACAAAUCGUUCCAGCCAAACAAACGGUAACACGCAGUCCUCACAGCCCAAAUCCCCUCACGGCCUCGGCCUCCCCGGCUCUCAGCCCGGCUGGUCCGCAAACUCAAGACACCACCAAAGGCCACGAAAGGACGGCGCCGCCGCCAUUAACGGGAGCAGCGGACUCAGCCAGGCGUUACUGAACCUUGUGGAGGGACAUAGGCAGAAGAAACUAACUCGCCACGCCAGCGCCGGUGAUGCUGAUCAGAUGAUGGGCGGCGCUGAGGCGCGGCAACGCUCCCGGCAGACGUCCAGUGGCUCCAAUGGUCUGAUGCCAGCAUCCGUCACUUUAGACGCCCUGGCAGCCUCAGCGGGUGACCUGGAGACCAAGCUGUCCCAGCAGCUCUUUGAGUUUGAGAAAAGCCUGACCUCUUCGGUAGGUGAUGCUCCCAGGGACGUGUCUUCCGUCGGCGACCUGAGCCAGCGUCCCCGUUUGCCGCGCCGCUACUCUAUUAUGGACUACAGCGACGAAAGCGACAUCAUGCGAGGCUCCGCGCACUCGCCGGUGUCCCAGCUGCUGCAGUCGAACUCCGCCUCGUCCUCGCUAGAGAGGCGCAGGACCCUUCGUCCUCCGCCCCCUCGCCCCAGAGUCCCUCGCGCCUCCGCCCCGCCUGCGUACAAGCCGUCUCGCCUUGCUCCGCGAGCCCCUCCCCGCUGCCCGAGACAAAACGCCGCUCCGCCGACCGUCUACACCCGCGACGAGCCGGCUUUAAACCUCCUCAACCAAGAAGGGAGGCCCGAGUUUGGCGACCUCGCGGCCGCCCAGGAGCGCGAAAUACAGCGUCAGCUGGAGGCCGAGAGAGAGCUCGAGAGAGAGAUGGAGUUGGAGGGUCAGAGACGGGAGGAAGAGGAGGAGAGGUACCAGCUGCUGCUGCGGCUGCAAGAGGUGGAGCACGACAUGGAGGCCUACGCGCACACAGCGGAGGAACUCAGAAACAUGUUGGAGGAGGAGGAGGACGAGACAGCCCGCAUGCAGGCCAUGGAGAAUCUGGAGUUCUGCAACUACACGCUGGAGACGCUGGCCCUGGAGCAGCAUCAACUACAAGAGAUGACGCUCCUGUCCUCCCAACCCAAACCGCUCGACCCAACACCGGGCUCGGACUCGGCCCCCGCUGCCGACGCAGGCACCGAGGAUCCCGAGCUGAGGAUGUUGGAGAAGAGGUCAAAGGUCAUCGAGGAGCUGCUGCAGACCGAGAAAGACUACAUCAAAGACCUGCAGAUGUGUGUCGAGGAGAUCGUCGAGCCGCUGCAGAAGAAGCAGGUAAAGAAUGUGGACUUUGAUGGGCUCUUUGGGAACCUCGGCUCAGUGAUCGACUUGUCACAACGCCUCUUAGAGACGCUGCAGGACACAGACUCUAUUGGAAAUAUAUUUCUGGAGUUCAAAGCUGAGCUGGAAGAGGUGUACAAGACCUACUGCCAGAACCACGACGAUGCCAUAUCUCUGCUCGAGAGUUACGAGAAGGACAAGACCAUCCAGUGCCACGUGUUGGAGUGUCUGGAGAGACUGAGGGCCAUUUAUCGCGAGUGGGGAAAAACAAAUUACAUCAACCUCGGCUCUUUCUUAAUCAAGCCGGUGCAGCGGGUGAUGCGUUACCCGCUGCUGCUGAUGGAGCUGCUGGGGGCCACGCCGCAGAGCCACCACGACCGGCCCCAGCUGACUAAAGCUCUGCUGGCCAUCAAAGAGAUCAACGUAAACAUCAACGAGUUCAAGCGCAGGAAGGACCUCGUGGUGAAGUACAGGAAAGGCGACGAGGACACGUUUAUCGACAAGAUCUCCAAGCUGAGCAUGCACUCCAUCAUCAAAAAAUCCAACCGCGUCAGCAGCCACCUCAAACACCUCACAGGAAUCUCCCCACAGAUCAAAGAUGAAGCGUUCGAUGAGGCUGAGAAGAGGUUCCGGCUGCAGGAGAGACUCAUCAAGUCUUUUAUCAGGGACAUAUCCCUGUACCUGCAACAUAUAAGGGAAUCGGCGUCCGUAAAGGUCUUGGCGGCCAUCAGCUUCUGUGACAUCUACGCUGAGCGGAGCGUCCCCGGCCCCGAGGGCUUCCAGAGAGCUCACCGCUCCAUCAGCGACGAACAGUUCGCACAGUUUAAGGAGCGCACGGAGGCCUUGGUCAUCGAGCCGCUCAACCAGCUCCUCCUCAUGUUCGCCGGGCCGCACAAGCUCAUCCAGAAGCGCUUCGACAAGCUGCUGGACUACGACAACUGCAAGGAGCGCGCCGACCGACUCAAGGACCGCCGCGUGCAGGACGAGCUGCAGGCGGCGCGCAACAACUACGAGGCGCUCAACGCCCAACUUCUGGACGAGCUCCCCAAGUUCCACGGCGCCGCAGAGGACCUGUUCACCGGCUGCGUGAGGGCUUUCGCUCAAUCCCAGAAGGACUUCAUGAAGAGGACACUGGGGGAGCUGACGCCCCUCGUGAACGCCUUUUCGAACAAAGCCAGCACAGAGGGCAACCUGAUCUCCAAGUUCCAAGAGGAGUACGGUCGAGUUCUCCAACUUCUGCAGAGCUUCAGCUUCUGCCCGGAGAACCUCCCUCCAGCCACCUCCACGAAAAAGACCUCUGAGAGGAAGACGCUCGAGAGGCCGACGUCUAGGAAGCUGCAGGCACCUCCCAACCACGUCAUGCAGACGGAUGAGCACCGCGCAGGACUUCUGGUACGCUACACUCCCGAGAAACUCUUCCAGGCUGAGAGGAACUUCAAUGCAGCGCAGGAUCUGGACAUGUCCUUACUAGAAGGAGACCUUGUGGGGGUCAUCAAGCAGCAGGACCCCAUGGGUAGCUACAACCGCUGGCUGAUUGAUAACGGAGCCCGACAGGGUUUUGUGUACAGCUCCUUCCUCAAACCCUACAACCCACGCAGGAGCCAAUCGGACGUCUCCAUCGGGAGCCAUUCGUCUAACGAGUCGGGCUACGGCGGCUCCUCGCCCGUUUUCUCCCGCCAAAACAGCAACAGCACACUGACUUUUAACCAGGACACGGCCACCGUCAGCUUUUCCACCUCGCAGCCCCAGACUCAUCCAUCGCCGCAGCCUUCGCUGGACUCCGCCUCCUCUCGUAGGAGCCACCUCGACUCUGCCAGUCAGAGCAACUCCAUCAGCUCCUCCCCGAGAAAUCCCUCAAACCGCAAGGACUACUCAAGCCAAACGCACCGGAAUUCCUCCGGACAGAGAGACGCCGAGCCGCCCCACCGGCAUUCGGCGAAUCACAGAGGCACGUCCGACGGGAGUUAUCCGGGCCACAAGGAGACGUCGGACCUCUCGGAGACGGACUCUUACUCUUCGCUCGGAAACAGCAGCUCGCAGCAGUACGGACACACGGACAAAACGUACAGUUCGAGCCAGUGGAGAAAUGGAGAUAGAAGCGGCCAGAAGAAAGCUUCUUACCACAGAGAUGAGUACAUCGAGCCGGAGCCCGAGCCGGAACCUGAGCCGGAGCCAGAGCCGGAACCGGAGCCGGAAGAAGAGAGUGAAUUUGAUAGCCAUCAGUUUUUCUACGCUCUCUACUCCUUCGACGCCCGCUGUGCCAAUGAACUGAGCAUCUCGGCCAACCAGCGGCUGCGGAUACUGGAGUUCAAGGACAUGAACGGCAACAGCGAAUGGUGGCUGGGCGAGGCGGCAGGCCGGCGGGGCUACGUGCCCUCCAACUACAUCCGCAAAUCCGAAUACACAUGAACGAGGCUUCAUCCCGAGACUCCGCUUGGACCUGAAGAAGUCUCACUGUGCGAGCAGAGAGACAAACAAGCAUCCGUGACUCAUUUUUGAUCUGUGGUCAUGGAGUUUGAUAGUGAGACGCACGGACUAUUGCUGCUGACUGAAGUUAGCAAUAUAUGCCUAUAUUUAUAGUCUUUUUAUAUUGUUUUUACUUUCUGGAUACUGCACCCAACUCCCUCUUGUUUCUGGGGGAAAACCUGUGAAUUAUUUCCAGAUUAUUUUCCAUAUUGUCUGGUGCUGCAGACAGUGAAUUGUAUGUUUUACAGAACAAUAUUAAAGGUUACAGCAUUGGGAGAUUGCAAUGAAAAUGUGAAUGCUUUGGUUUCAGACUUAUUCUCAAUAACCGCCAAGUGGUUUGUAGACGGACUGAGCUUAACGCUGUGUUUUUCUGCAUGUGGUUCAUAACACCACUAGAAUGAUGGAUGGUUGUUAGAUUACUUCAUACCAUGCAAUUCAACAAUCAUGGUUGGAGGCACUGAUGAUGAUUAUCCAGGGGUUGCAUGUUUUGAAGUGUCUGUUCUGAAUAUAGACUGUAUAAUCAAAUGCUAGGGCAGAGUUGAAUGGAAUAUGCUGAAUGCAUUACUAGCACUCCAAUUGUCAAUAACCCGAAUCCAUUUUAUCCGGUUGGCACUGUGCGAACAGGCGAUGACCCAGUUUACCCGCAAGAGGAGCGUAACAAAGGGAGGGACUCUAAUCCGAUCUCUGGCCUCCACAUUCUCCUUAUGUACAUUAUAUAUAGUUUAUAGAGAAUAUGCUUUUGCACCCACUGUAAAGUGAUCACUGAAUAAAAAACAGCUCAGCUGACGAAUCAAAAA